UUAUAAAAGUCACGAGUAGCCCCCAGGAUUAGAGCGCUGCAAUUUAUUGCUCUGUGACACCCUAGGCCUCCCCUAUCAAUUUACGCACAGCACAAGUUUAGGUCUCAGCAAUUGGACAUGUGCAGUCUGACUCUAUGCUUUAGUGGCACAAAGGCAGUCACUGAGGACAGCUUAUUCACAAUAUUUCCUCCCAGUUUUGACAAAGAAGUGAAGCUGGAAUACCAGACACCUAGCUCUUCUCUUGCCUACAUCUGGUAGAGUGGUAGAGUAUCACUCAAAGCCAUGAGUUUCUUGGAUGAAACAUAGCCUACACUGAAGAACACAAAUAACUGGAAGGCUCCUUAAAAAGGUGGCUGGAGAUUUGAAUGAUUGGCAGAACCUAUUAGAAAGUAGUGUGUAAAGUUACAUCUCGAUGCAGCCACCUCCGAGGAUGAGGAUCAAAUACAUGAUACCCAUUGCUUUCUUUGUGGCACUUGUUAUCAUUGAGAAGGAAAACAGGAUCAUCUCAAGGGUUUCAGAUAAGCUGAACCUAAAGCAGACCCCUGAAACUCCUCUACAUCCUGGUGUUUUCUCCCAUUUAGCACUGAAGCACAAUGUUUCCUUCUCCUCACUCAGCAAAGGCUACCAGGUUGUGAAGCGACGCCUUGGAAACUACAGUGAACAUCAAGAGAUGAUGAAGAAAAGAAAAAAACAUGUUCUGCUCUUGGCCACCACCAGGACUGGAUCCUCGUUCGUAGGCGAGUUUUUCAAUCAGCAAGGCAGCAACAUGUUUUAUCUAUUCGAGCCUUUGUGGCAUGUGGAGAAGAUGUUAACUUUAGACACUGGAGGUACCAAUGCUACGGCGUCAGCAAAGGCGUACCGCGACGUUCUCCAGCAACUUUUCCUGUGCAACUUCUCGUUGCUUGAAAGCUUUAUCGACCCACUCCCUGUAAACCAUGUCACCACUAGCCUCUUCCGCAGGGAGUCUAGCGGCUCCCUGUGUGAGGAGUCUGUCUGCAGUCCUGUCGUUAAGGGGGUUUUUGAGCGCUACCGCUGCAAGACGAGACGCUGUGGGCCUCUGAACUUCACCAUGGCAUCAGAGUCUUGCUCUAAGAAAGAUCACAGGGUCAUUAAAUCUGUAAGGGUGCGCCAGCUGGAGAACCUCCGUCCACUUGCUGAGGAUCCACGUCUUGACAUCAGAUUCAUUCAGCUUGUUCGGGAUCCUCGGGCAGUGCUGGCCUCCCGUAUGGUCGCAUUUGCUGCCAAAUACAAGAGCUGGAAGGAGUGGGCCAUGGGUGGCGACGUUCCCAUUGAUGAGGAUGAGGUGAGGAAGCUGAAAGGCAACUGUGACAACAUCCGCCUGUCUGCGGAAGUUGGCCUCAGGCAGCCUCCUUGGCUGCUCAAUAGGUACCUGUUGGUGCGAUAUGAGGACAUUGCUCGCUUUCCCAUGAGGAAGGCAAUUGAGAUGUUCAGGUUUUCUGGAAUUCCUCUCACUCCACAGGUGAAAGCCUGGAUCCUAAAGAACACUCAGGUUUCUAAGGAGACCAGCGGGGUUUACUCUACCCAGAAGAACUCCUCUGAACAGGUGGAGAAAUGGAGGUUCAAUCUACCGUUCAAGAUAGCUCAGAUUGUGCAAAGAGCUUGUGGACCAACACUGAAGCUAUUUGGAUACAAGUUUGUGAGCAGUGAAAAGAUGCUUACAGACAAAUCCAUUAGUCUGAUUGAAGAUAAAGUCUUCAGGGUGAAAUAGAACAAAAUGGAGGAAAAAAUCUAUAGUUUAUUAACUUAUUUUCUUUAAAUGAUACUUGAUGAAAUUAUCAUCAGUUAUAGUUUUAUAAUUAUAUUGUACAGAUGUCAUAUUUCAGUAAAUUUGAAUACAGAGCAGGUUUUAGCUGAUUUUAACAAUGGCAAAACUCAAACUGGAAAUGUUGAAAUCGAUGGGUUGCACAAAAGAAAAAAAAUUAGUGGAUAUCAAUCAUCUACAUCUUGCAAUGUCACUUUUUAUGUCUGUGUAUUUUAAGUAUUUUAUUUAUUGUCUAUGUUUGGAGUUUAAGUGUUACUUUUCUUAUUUACCUUAGUUCUCUUGUAUGGUAAUCUGUCUCGUUUGGCUGUAAAGUUCCACUUACUACCUAAUCUGUUGUUAUUCCAAUUUCUACCUUUCAUUGUCACAUUUGGGUUCCUCUUUUUGUGUUACUGUAUGUUAUGUUAGUUUCUUUUAAAGCAUCCUUUUUUAUAACUUUAAUUGCAUUAAUUAGGCUCACUUAUUGAUUUUUCCUGUAAUCACUUUCCCUUUUAGUUACAUUAUUCCAUCCUUCAAUCUUUCAUUGCAAGUGUUCACUGUUGUUUUCUCUUCAAGCUACUUACUUCCUCGCUUUUUUUUCCCGUCACCAUUAGAAUAUUAAUUUCUUCUUUCAAUUCCUUAAUUGAUAUUGAAGCUGCCCAUAUUCCUGGAGUUUUUUAAGCAAAACAACUUCUCUGUUUUUGUGCUAUAGUUUGGGUGGUGGAGGACUUAUAAAACCAUGCCAUAAACUCAUCCAAAAUUUGCCAGGACAAUUGAGAUCUGAAAAAAAAAAAAAAAAAAAAAGAAAACAAAAAAUAGCAGCAGGAUUCUUUAAUGUCAUUGCACAAAACGAAGCCUGAUACAAUACUUCAUAGUACUUCUCUGCUUUUGCUGAGUAAGAAACACAUUUAGUUACAGCUAAUGUGGUUUACACAACAUAAUGUAGAGUGGUAACUUUGAAGUUGUUUAGCUGGGAAACUGCAGGUCUCCAGUUAAAGUGUAGAUGGUUGAUAUCAACUAAAACAUUACAUCCUGUUGGAAUAAUUAUUUAUUUUCUUUCAGUUUUCUUUCAAAAUGCGAAGUUCAACUAGAACAGAUAAAUCCCUCCACUGAUUGGUUUGAACUAUUUGUAGAUACUGUUAUACCUUCUGUUCACUGAGGCUGUAUAUGAUGUUUUAAAGGUGCAGAAAACUAAGUGUUGUAUUUAUUUUUUAACAUUUUUUAUGUGCUUUUUAAAAAAUCUUUAUUAGUUCCUAACUUUAUAGAUAACCUCACUAGAACCUUACAUAAAACAAUCUGUAAUAUUCCUGGAAAACCUUUUUGCAUCAAUGAUUUUUAUUGUGGUCAGUCAACAUAAAGCAAAUGUAGAUUGUCUUAAUAUUUAAAAAAACAUUUGAAACAGUUAAACCAAAAGUUAUUUUAUUUAUUACAAAACUCUAUCCCACUCAAAGCUGGAUUACUGUUUUCUUUUUUUAAUGCACUCCAAACUAUUGUGUCCAUGUAAAAAAAAUGUACUGCAAACUGUUGUCUUUGUAUUUGAUAAAACUCCAAAUUUGAUAGCUAUGGUUUUCUGAACAUGUCUUUGUGGGGUUGUUUCUUUAGAUGCUGUAGAGUUAUUGCUUCAAAGACACUCAAAAUCAAACUUUAUUUAAAUAACAAUGAUCUUUAAAAAUUGAGAGAAAAUAAUUGUGUCUUUAUCUUUUGACUUAAGCAAGUAUUAUCUCUUGCAAAAGAUUUAAUGUUUCUUUUUCAAAAUUUCUGAAUGUGUUUUCUUUUCACCUUAUUUAAUAAAUCUGUAUUUAAAGUUGUUAAAGAUAAAUUUGCUAUUUUGCUGUAAUAUUUUUUAAAUAUUCUUUAGGUGGAAAGGAACACCUGAAACAGAUGUUGCUACUCUACUGUAAGCUAACAUUCCAACUGCAGCUGGUUUGCAGGAUUGUGCAAGAUUUGUCGACAGGUCUGUGGCUGUUGACACAAGUCUCUUGGCAGGUGUUGAUAAGGGGCCGCAGUAUCAUGGUCUCUAUGAUCAGAUGUUUGUUGCAAUAAAUUUCAAUAAUAAA
Cyprinodon tularosa is the source of this 3816-nucleotide messenger RNA. RefSeq names its product carbohydrate sulfotransferase 3-like. Gene Ontology annotation, molecular function: chondroitin 6-sulfotransferase activity; N-acetylglucosamine 6-O-sulfotransferase activity. Gene Ontology annotation, cellular component: Golgi membrane. The transcript is spliced from 3 exons. Gene Ontology annotation, biological process: N-acetylglucosamine metabolic process; carbohydrate metabolic process. The coding region runs from base 413 to 1729 and encodes 438 amino acids. NCBI's taxonomy places the organism in Eukaryota, Metazoa, Chordata, Actinopteri, Cyprinodontiformes, Cyprinodontidae. The record is from RefSeq and is a predicted model, not a curated record.